Molecule: messenger RNA, 1375 nt
Organism: Trichomycterus rosablanca
Lineage: Eukaryota; Metazoa; Chordata; Actinopteri; Siluriformes; Trichomycteridae
Exons: 5
Coding region: 1-1206 (401 amino acids)
Molecular function (GO): nucleic acid binding
Source: RefSeq, a predicted model, not a curated record
AUGCAUGACAAUGCUAGGCCUCAUGUGGCUGAAGUGUGUCAGCAGUUCCUGCAUGAUGAAGGCAUUGAUGCUAUGGACUGGCCUUCCUGUUCCCCAGACCUGAAUCCAAUCGAGCACAUCUGGGACAUCAUGUCUCGUUCCAUCCACCAACGCCACGUUGUACCACAGACUGUCCAGGAGUUGACUGAUGCUUUAACCCAGGUCUGGGAGGAGAUCCCUCAGGAGAACAUCCGCCGCCUCAUUUAUUUUUUUGAGCAGUAUAACCGUAAGUCAUUCCGCAGUCUUCUUGGCCCCAGUAAUUUUCAGGUGAUCCAGGGUACCACCACCACCAAAGAGCUAACAACACCUUUACAUGUGCUGUGGCUGAUUCAGGGUUCUUCAUCUAGCGCACACUAUCAGGAUUACUUCAAAACGAAGCUAACAACACCUUUACAUGUGCUGUGGCUGAUUCAGGGUUCUUCAUCUAGCGCACACUAUCAGGAUUACUUCAAAACGAACAUCAUGAAGACCCAGAUGUUUGUAUUUCUGAGUGGACUCUGUACGCUCACAUUCACUCCUGUCCGGCUAGAAGCUGCAAACACCACUGGUCACCAAAACACUACUGAAGUCCUAACAACCAGUGCAACUAAAACAACUGUGCAAAGCAUAACUACAACAUCCAUUGCCAUUAGUAGUUUGACCACAAAUCAUAGGUCCACUGUUAAACCUGAAUCCCCAGACCACACUAAAAACAGUGCAAAUACCGAAAGCCCUACAACAGCCUCCCCAAAUACUGCUGUGUGGCGGGUCCUGGUGUUCUUUAUAGUCGUAGUCUUGUUAUUGUUAGCCUUCUUUGUGUAUAAAUGGUUCUCUUGGCACCCUGAACAACGCUCCUUUAACGUACUACAAAGAAGCAUAGCCCAAAGUUUUCGGACAGCCCGAGCCACAGCCAUCCUGGAACGUCUGCGUCCAUCUCGAAAGCAAAAGGAGGAUGAGAAUGAGAUGGAAAGAGGAAUGACACAUGACGAUGAACAGGACAGGCUGGAAACGGGUAAAGACGACAAGGAGGACGAUUCUUCAAAUGACUUCACCAGCAUGGAGGGCACCGUAAUGAUGGGGCAAGUGAAAAAGGAGGAACCGCCGACGGAUGACAGUAGCACAUCAUCUGAGGAGGAAGAUGAUGAAAUUAAACCCGCUGAGCCAGAGGAGGAAAAGCCUGAAGACUAAAACAUUACAAUGCUGUGGAAAUGAAAUUGUGGGCAGGGUCAUGAGAGGGGAAAAAGUGGCCUCGUUUAAAAAGUGUUUGUAAAUUUAGCUGGUGUUUAAAUAAUAAUAAUAAAUGUAUGUCUUUAAUUGGAAAAACUGCAGUUUUAUAAAUAAAAGCUAUUCUUUGUUA